UCCGGUGAUAGUUUUGUAUCUCGCUAAGUAUCGUGAGAUUGUGAUCACGCACCGGACUGAUCAAAAUGGCCGACGAUGAACCUAUUUCUGAUCGGGAGAGGGUGCGGAUUGCAUCAAAUUUCAUUCUCCAUGCCCCACCGGGAGAGUUCAACGAAGUCUUCAAUGAUGUGAGAAUACUACUUGACGAUGACGCUCUGCUGAAGGAAGGCGCUUCAGGAGCCUUUGCACAAUACAACAGAGAUCAGUUCACGCCAUGCAAAAUUGAAGGUUCAGAUUUUCAGGUGCUUAUAACAGAACAUGGUGACUUAGGAAACAACCGAUUCCUGGAUCCUCGAUCCAAACAAACGUUCCGUUACGACCACCUGAGGAAAGAGGCUCAGGAUGUUCAACCUGCGGAAGUGGACCAACGAGCGGAGUCGUGGCGGGCGGCCAUUGAGUCAGCGGUGACGGCGUACAUCGCCUCCCACUACAAGUUUGGCGUGGCCACCGUCUACGGGAGCAGCGCGGACGGAAACAUCACCAUCAUCGCAUGCUUCGAGAGUCACGCUUUUGAGCCCAAGAACUGGUGGAACGGCCGAUGGCGGGGCCAGUGGUCCGUGACCUUCCCAGAGUCGGGCGGGUCUGCCGAGGUCACCGGUGUUCUAAGAGUGCAGGUACAUUACUAUGAAGAUGGAAAUGUUCAAUUAGUCAGCUCAAAGGAAGUGAAACAAAAUAUAAAAGUUCAGAGUGAACCGGAGACGGCCAAGAACUUGGUUCACCUCAUCUCGGAGGCUGAAGGGGAGUACCAGCGAGCUCUUUCAGAAAACUACCAGACAAUGUCUGACACCACCUUCAAGGCCCUCCGUCGCCAGCUGCCUGUCACACGCUCCAGGAUAGACUGGAACAAAAUUUUGGGAUACAAGAUCGGUGGCGACUUGAAGAGUAAUAAAGGCGAACAGUAUGAUUGAAUGUACUUGUA
Molecule: messenger RNA, 958 nt
Organism: Aplysia californica (California sea hare)
Lineage: Eukaryota; Metazoa; Mollusca; Gastropoda; Aplysiida; Aplysiidae
Product: F-actin-capping protein subunit alpha
Exons: 9
Coding region: 66-947 (293 amino acids)
Biological process (GO): actin cytoskeleton organization; barbed-end actin filament capping
Cellular component (GO): actin cortical patch; F-actin capping protein complex
Molecular function (GO): actin filament binding
Source: RefSeq, a predicted model, not a curated record